Molecule: messenger RNA, 3968 nt
Organism: Daktulosphaira vitifoliae (grape phylloxera)
Lineage: Eukaryota; Metazoa; Arthropoda; Insecta; Hemiptera; Phylloxeridae
Gene: RpI135
Product: DNA-directed RNA polymerase I subunit RPA2
Exons: 22
Coding region: 679-3930 (1083 amino acids)
Biological process (GO): DNA-templated transcription
Cellular component (GO): RNA polymerase I complex; nucleus
Molecular function (GO): DNA-directed RNA polymerase activity; DNA binding; ribonucleoside binding
Source: RefSeq, a predicted model, not a curated record
UUAGUAGAGAAGUUUUUUUAUGCUAUUACAAGUUACAUUUUUCCAUAAGGCAAAUGGUAUUGGUACAAAUCCACUAUACCUGACCAAUAAGCAAGGUAAAUAACUUUAUCUAAUGGCAUAUUUAUAAAGGUUCAAGUCUGACCACUUAUCAGAAACAGAUCUCGAUCCAAUCAAUCACAAAAAUAACAAUGAUCAUUAAUUUAAUGGAAUGUGAAAUUAUCAGCAAUUAUUGUGUUAAAUAAUAAUCAGUUAAUUUUUUAUCAAAAGACAAAGUAUGAAGAAAGUAAAGGUAAAAAUGUGUUUGGUUUUAUGUUUUAGAAAGUAUAUUAUCAAGUACACAUAUUCACAUAAGGAAUCGGACUAACUGAAAUUAAUUGACGUUUUAAUUGGCUUGCAAACUCGGCGUUAGGGUUGUGUCCUGCGCUUUUCAAGAACUGUGAUUUAAAGUUGGUAAUCAUAAAAAAAAUAUUAAGAGCGUCGCAUAAAUUGUUUUACACAAGGAACUGUGAAUUUUAGCAUUGUCCCUAUUGCCGUCUUUAUCAUCUACAUUUUCUCAAAAAAAUCAUUUGAACAUUUGAAUGCGAUCUAAGUAGUCAGAUAUCUAAUACGUCAAAAUGUGUGCUGCUAAAUCAUAUAUUACAAAGCUUGGGUUCUCCACAUAUUGAUUCUUUUAACUAUAUGAUAGAAGAAGGAUUAAAUCUAGCUGUUUCAGAUUUAUUACCUGUAGAAUUUGAUACAAAAGGAAAUUAUCGAGUUAAGCUAACAUUAUUGGAAGCAAUUAUACACGAACCUCGUGUACCAACAGGAUCACUUGGUGUUACUUCUCAUAAUAUAUACCCUUUAGAAUGUCGCCAACGUCACAGUACUUAUUCUGGAAGAUUAGAAGUAAAAUUGAGUUGGUCUGUAAAUGGAGAAGAGCAAAAGAUUAUAGAUCGUGAUAUUGGUCAAGUACCAAUAAUGUUGAAAUCAAAACUUUGUCAUUUGUCAAAAAUGAAUCCUGAACAACUAGUUAGCAAAGGAGAACAUCAAGAUGAAUGGGGAGGUUAUUUUGUAGUGAAAGGCAAAGAACGUUUAGUACGUUUAUUAUUAGGAACUAGAAGAAAUUUUCCUACUGCAGUUAAAAGGAACACGUGGAAAAAUCGUGAUCAAGGUUUCUCAGAUAUUGGUAUCAUGAUCAGAUGUGUAAAAGAUGACUUAACUACUGUAACUAAUACACUACAUUAUUUAACUGAUGGUACAGCUAAAUUAAUGAUACCAAUAAAAAAAAAAAUAUUUUACGCACCUGUAUUUUUGAUUUUGAAAUGUUUAACAAAUAGUUCUGAUGAAAAUAUUUUUCGACAUAUCAUUAAAGGUUAUGAAGAUGAUUUAUAUUUUAAAGGGUCUAUUAUGGAAAUGAUGAGAUCAUUACAUGAGAAUAAUGUACAUAGUCAAGAAGAUGCAAUUGAAUAUAUUGGAACCAUGUUUAGACCAAAGUUUCCUGAAUUACCUGAAUGGAAAACCAAUAAAGAAGUGUGUGAUUAUAUGAUGAGGAGCUAUGUUUUAAUACAUUUGCAUAAAGAUUAUGAUAAAUUUAAACUACUAUCAUUUAUGUUACAAAAGUUAUUUUCAGUAGCUCAAAAUAAAUAUUUAUUAGAGGGAGCUGAUGGAGUAAUGAUGCAAGAACUAAUGCUUGGUGGUCAUCUUUAUUUAAAAAUUUUCAAAGAAAAAUUACAAAUGUGGUUAGGCUUAAUAAAAAUUAAUUUAUUGAAGUUUGAUCAAGGGGGUCUGCCAUCUAUUGGUGAUAUGAUGACUGCAUUAAAAAGAUGUGAUUUUAUAGAACAUACAAUGAAUAGUUUUUUUGCUACUGGUAACCUACUAAGCUCAUCUGGUUUAGGAAUGCAACAAGAUAAAGGAUUAACAAUAUUAGUGGAAAAUAUCAGUAGAAUGCGUUAUAUGGCUCAUUUCCGUGCUGUACAUAGAGGUGCUAUAUUUGAGUCUAUGAGAACAACUGAACCUAGAAAACUGUUACCUGAUGCCUGGGGCUUUAUAUGUCCUGUUCAUACACCUGAUGGAACACCUUGUGGGCUUUUAAAUCAUUUAACUAAAUCUUGUGUUGUAACAAAAUCUAUUAAUAAAAAAAUAUUAAGAGAUAUACCCAAAGUAUUAAAAUCUCUUGGUAUGUGUGAUAUUUCUUAUAAACCUCAAGAUGUUAGUAUUGGAUAUGAAUAUACUGUUAUUCUUGAUGGUCGAUUAGUUGGCUAUGUCCCUGAAACAAUUAUGGGUUUAUUUAUUAAAAAGCUGAGAAUGCUUAAAGUUCAAGGAAAACUGAUUCCAGAUACUACUGAAAUAGUAUGGUUACAAAAAAAUAAUGACAAUGUUUUAAGUCAAUUUCCUGGUUUAUUUUUAUUCACUGGAAGUGCUAGAAUGAUGAGACCUGUGUUAAAUUUAGAAUUAAAACGUGUAGAGCUUGUUGGUACAUUUGAACAAGUUUAUCUUGAUAUCAGUAUUUCAGACGAGGAGAUUAGACCUAAAAUAACAACUCAUAGAGAAAUUACCAAAACAGAUUUUCUUAGUCAUUUAGCAUGUCUUAUACCUCUACCAGAUUACAAUCAAAGUCCUCGUAAUAUGUAUCAGUGUCAAAUGGGUAAACAAACAAUGGGUACUGCUUGUCAUAAUUGGCAUUUACAAUCUGAAACUAAAUUAUACAGACUUCAAACUCCAGCAUCACCAUUAUUUAGACCAUUACAUUAUGAUGAAUUGUCAAUGGAUGAUUUUGCAAUGGGUACAAAUGCUAUAAUAGCUGUGAUAUCUUAUACGGGAUUUGAUAUGGAAGAUGCCAUGAUAAUUAACAAAAUGGCUUUAGACCGUGGGUUUGCUCAUGGUUCCAUUUUCAAAACUGAAAUGAUUGAAACCCAACCAAAUACAUAUUUUAUGCUUGAUCCAAAUAAAGAAGGACUUAGUGAAUUUUUAGGAUCAGAUGGGCUUCCCCAUGUAGGUUUAGUAUUAAAAAAAGGAACACCUUAUUAUAGUUUUUUUAAUGAGCAAACACAAGGGUUUAUUGUUGCCAAAUAUUCAAGUAGUGAAGAAGUAAUUGUAGAUUCAGUUCGUCUAUGUGGAGAUUUUACUACUGGGCGGAAAAUACCUAACAAAGCUACAAUAACUAUUAGAGUUCAAAGGAAUCCAACUGUUGGUGAUAAAUUUGCUAGCAGAGCUGGGCAAAAAGGUAUAUUCAGUAAAGGUUGGCCAGCUGAAGAUUUACCUUUUACAGAAAGUGGAAUGGUACCCGAUAUUGUUUUUAACCCUCAUGGAUUUCCUUCAAGAAUGACUAUUGCUAUGAUGAUAGAAUGUAUGGCAGGAAAAUCAGCUGCAGUGCAUGGUGUCGUUCAUGAUGCUACACCCUUUAAGUAUAGUGAAGAUGAUACAGCAAUUGAUUACUUUGGACAAUUAUUACAAGCUGGUGGAUAUGACUAUUUUGGUACAGAACAAAUGUAUAGUGGAGUAGAUGGUAGAGAAAUGAAAGCAGCAAUAUUUUUUGGUGUAGUACAUUAUCAAAGAUUAAGGCACAUGGUAUCAGACAAAUGGCAGGUACGUAGUACAGGCCCCGUAGAUGCAGUAACUAAACAACCAGUUAAAGGUAGAAAAAGAGGGGGAGGUGGUAGAGUUGGUGAGAUGGAAAGAGAUGCAUUAAUUUCUCAUGGUACUCCCUUUUUAAUGCAAGAUCGUUUUAUGGAUUGUUCUGACAAAUCAACUGCUCUUAUUUGUAUGAAAUGUUUUUCAAUUCUAACACCCAUGAUACAUUUUAAAGAAGAUAGCUAUGCAAGUAAAAUAGCAUUAUGCAGGAUUUGUAAUUCCAAAAGUAUACAAGAAAUUGGGAUUCCGAAUGUUUUUAGAUAUUUAUGUUCUGAACUUGCUGCCAUAAAUAUUAAACUAAAAUUCAAUAUUGAAGUGUAAUUUUAAAUAUUUGAAUAAAUGAUUUUUUACUCGAUAGU